Molecule: messenger RNA, 234 nt
Organism: Prunus armeniaca (apricot)
Lineage: Eukaryota; Viridiplantae; Streptophyta; Magnoliopsida; Rosales; Rosaceae
Source: the annotation of a GenBank genome assembly
AUGGCGACAAACUUUCUUUUCAAUCUUGUGAGGUUCAGUCAAUUCAAAGUGGUGGAGAGGGACAGGCAAUGGGGCCUUUGGAUAACUCAGGCUCAGAAGCUAACUCAGGGCCUUUGGAUAUCUAAACGGCGACGGUUUGGAAGACUGUGGGCCAAGCAUAUUGAUUGUGGGCCAAGGUAUCCAAAUUUACAUUUCGGGAGGUGGGGCUGGGGUCCACCUGCUAAUCUUAAUUAG